AUGAGUAACCCGUGGUUGACAGGAUUGGGGGUGUUGCUGUUAUUAUCUGUGGACACACUGCCAGACCUCAAGCCAGCAAUGCACCCUGUGAUUGAGAACCAGCCUUUCAACAUCUUCUGGGCUGCUCCAACCAUCUAUUGCAGAGAUGCUUUCAACGUGAAUAUGGACCUCAAGGUGUUUAACAUUUUAUCCAAUCCUUCAGAGACUCAAAGUGGAUCAACAAUCACCAUAUUCUACCCAAACGAGUUGGGCUAUUACCCUUACUUCUCUCGAGAUGGAGAGCCCUUUAACGGGGGGAUACCACAGAACAUGAGCCUCCCGAGACACCUUAGGAAAGCUGCUGAUGACAUUACAGAGAAGGUUCUGUGGUGGAGAUCGGAAGGGCUUGUGGUUAUUGACUGGGAAAGCUGGAAACCCCAGUGGGAGAGAAACUGGGGCAACAGAAUAAUCUACAAGGAACACUCCUUAGCCUUUGCGAGAGACCGUCAUCCUAACUGGUCAGAAACAGAAAUGGCUAGAAUUGCCCAACUGGAAUUUGAGAGUGCUGGAAGGAAUUUGAUGAAUACGACUCUCACCCUGGCUAGAGAAAUGAGACCCAAACGUUUAUGGGGCUUCUAUCUCUAUCCCGAUUGCUACAAUUACGAUUACAGGGUAAAUUCAGAGAACUACACAGGCAACUGCCCAGACGGCGAGCUACUCCGCAACGAUCAGCUCCUGUGGCUGUGGGAAAGGAGCACCGCCCUUUUUCCUUCCAUAUAUUUGGACAAAAUGCUGAAGUCGAGUGCAAAUGCUUUGAAAUUUGUCCAUUAUCGAGUUAGAGAAGCCAUGAGGGUUGCAGCUCUGACUACACGGGACUACGUCCUGCCCGUGUUUGUCUUUUCCAGGCCGUUUUAUUUACGUAGCAUUGAAACCCUGUCUCAGGAAGACCUAGUGCAUACGAUUGGCGAAAGUGCUGCCUUAGGGGCGGCAGGAGUAAUCCUGUGGGGAGGAGAUGAGUACACUGUCUCGAAGGAGACCUGCUUAUCUGUGAAGCAGUCUGUUCAAGGGCCCUUGGGCCAUUACGCGGUUAACGUGACGUCUGCUGCCCAGUUCUGCAGUGAGACUCUAUGCAACAGUCAUGGGAGAUGUGUCCGCAAAACACCCGAGUCCUCCUCCUACCUGCACAUGCCGGAAAGCAGCCGCAGGAAGUACGUCAUCAGUAAGAGCCUCAGGUUCACCCUUUCUGAAAGCAGUAAGCUGAAGGCGACGACAGCCAUGAAGAAUGGAUUUGUGUGCCACUGCUAUCAUGGCUGGCACGGGGAGUCUUGCCAUCAGCAGCCCACUUCAGAUCUCUCAAAAAGGAAGAACACAGCGUCCAUCACACCCUUCAGUUUACCAACUUUUCUCUGCAUGACUUUACCUGUGAUUCCACUGCAUUUCCUCUAA
This is a messenger RNA of Ochotona curzoniae (black-lipped pika), 1425 nucleotides long. RefSeq names its product hyaluronidase-4-like. Gene Ontology annotation, biological process: carbohydrate metabolic process; hyaluronan catabolic process. Bases 1 to 1425 code for a protein of 474 amino acids. The transcript has 3 exons. Gene Ontology annotation, molecular function: hyalurononglucosaminidase activity. NCBI's taxonomy places the organism in Eukaryota, Metazoa, Chordata, Mammalia, Lagomorpha, Ochotonidae. The record is from RefSeq and is a predicted model, not a curated record.